AUGCUCCAGCUGGCCGCUCGGUGCACCACCGGCACGCGGCGCGCGAGCAGCCUCGGCUGCCAACGCAGAGCGCUGUGCUCGAAGCCUCCAGACUCGGCCCCUCCCUCCAAAGUGGCGGCGGGCCUCGCCGGCCUCGCCGGCGGCGGCCUCGGCUCCCUCGUCGGCAUUGGCGGCGGCGCUGUGAUGGUGCCUCUCAUGACGGCGUACGCUCGCAUGAGCCAGCACCAGGCGGUGGGCACCUCGUCGGCGGCGGUGGCGGGCGUCGGCCUCUCCGGCAUGGCCUCCUUCGGCUCCGCCGGCGCGGUCGACCUCCUCGCCUCCGCGGCGCUCGCGUCCACCGCGAUGCUGACCGCCCGGUUCGGUGCGCGAUUUACGGGCAAGUUCAACCCGGUGCAGCUGCAGCGCGCGUUCGCGGCCUUCCAGCUGGCCGUCGCGCCCAUGGUCCCGCUCAAGGGUGCCCUCGUCCGCAGCAGCAAGCAGAGCCCCGGCGAUGGCGUAGGAGGAGGAGGCGGCGGAGGAGGCGGCUCAGAGGCCGCCGCGCCGGCUCCCUCCUCCACGGCGCUGUCGCCGGAGCGGCAGCGGGAGCUGCUGCAGCUCGCCGCGGUCGGCGCCGCGGCCGGCUUCGCCUCGGGCAUGUUUGGCAUCGGCGGCGGCGUCGUCAUCACGCCGGCGCUCUGCCUGCUGACUGACAUGCCGCACACUUGCGUGCUCGGCACCACGCUCGCGUCGAUGGUGCCUCCCUCGCUCGUCUCGGCCGCCACGCACGCGCAGAUGGGCAACGUGGUCGCCGCGGCCGUCGCCCCGCUCGUCGCCGGCUCUGCGAUCGGCGCCUUUGCGACGGCGCAGCUCGCGUUGCAGAUGCCCGAGGAGCCGCUGCAGUGGGGCUUCGCGCUCUUCCUGGUCGCGAUGGGAGGGCACAAGCUCUACUCGCUCCGCGGCAGGGCACACCCGCAGCACCAACAGGUGCAGCAACCCCAGCCCAACGAGUCGCCCGAGGGGUGGACCAGGGUUGGGAAGGGCGGCAUGCCGGACAGGUUCACCAUGAGGAACCAUGGCCGCAAGCCGCCGGGCAAGGCGGUCAAGCGCAAGCCUGACCGCCAGCCCGCACCCAAGGGAGGCGAAAAGGACUUGCCGGAGGAGGUGAUGGCUAUGACUUUGGACCUUUGCGAGAGGUGGCGAGCGGAGCAAGAGCGGUGUAGGCGCGUCCACGCGGCGCAGCGGCUCUCCCGCGACCCCGGCCCCUCUCGUAGCCGCAGCCGUAGCCGCAGCCCCAUCUCUUGCCGCUCUUCCGUGUCGGGUUGUGACGAGGGGUGCUGA
Molecule: messenger RNA, 1317 nt
Organism: Emiliania huxleyi CCMP1516
Lineage: Eukaryota; Haptophyta; Isochrysidales; Noelaerhabdaceae
Exons: 3
Coding region: 1-1317 (438 amino acids)
Cellular component (GO): membrane
Source: RefSeq, a predicted model, not a curated record